AUGGGAAAUGUGAAGGAGAACCUGCUGUCCUGCAAGAUGCUGCUGCACUGCAAGAGGGACGAGCUGCGCAAGCUGUGGAUCGAGGGCAUCGAGCACAAGCACGUCCUGAACCUGCUGGACGAGAUCGAGAACAUCAAGCAGGUCCCUCAGAAGCUGGAGCAGUGCAUGGCCAGCAAGCGCUACCUCAACGCCACCGACAUGCUGGUGAGAUGGAGCAGGAUCGGCUCCCUGGUGAAAGAUGCCUCUCCUGUGCCUCUGAUGGAUGUCACUAAUUUAUCCACACCUCGGAAGUUCCUGGAAACCUCCCAGUUCAGCACUCCUGGAAGCUCCAGCAUGCGAGACUCGAGCCUGCUGGAAAUCAAGGAAGACACGGAACUGGAUCCAGAGGAGAACAGCAGUGUCUUCAUGGGAAUUCUCAUCAAAGGGCUGGCCAAGCUGAAAAAAAUCCCAGAGACAGUGAAAGCCAUCCAGGAUCGCUUGGAGCAGGAGCUCAAGCAGAUUGUGAAGAGGUCCACGACUCAGGUGGCUGACAACGGUUACCAGAGAGGGGAGAACAUUUCCCAGGAAAACCAGCCCAGGUUGCUGCUGGAGCUGCUGGAGCUCCUCUUCGACAAGUUCAACGCGGUGGCCGCCGCGCACUCGGUGGUCCUGGGGCACCUCCAGCAGACAGUGGCCUCUCCCUGCAGCCAGCACGAUGGGGACAUCAAGCUCUACGACAUGGUUGACGUGUGGGUGAAGAUCCAGGAUGUCCUGCAGGCUGGCUGGAUUGAUUUAUUCCUGUUGAAUUCCAGGUUUGAGUCCUCCUCCCACGCCAUCAGCAUGAGUGCCUACCUGAGGGAGCAGAGGAGGGAGCUGUACAGCAGGAGCGGGGAACUGCAAGGAGGACCGGAUGAUAACUUAAUUGAAGGUGGCGGAUCCAAGUUUGUCUGCAAACCAGGAGCCAGGAACAUCACCAUCAUCUUUCAUCCCCUCCUCAGGUUUAUCCAGGAGAUCGAGUUUGCCAUGGAGCUUGGCCCAGCCAAGCAGUGCCCUCUCAGGGAGUUCCUCACCAUGUACAUCAAGAACAUCUUCCUCAACCAGGUCCUGGCUGAGAUCAACAAGGAGAUCGAAGGCGUCACCAAGGCGUCGGACCCGCUCAAGAUCUUGGCCAACGCGGACACCAUGAAGGUCCUGGGCGUGCAGAGGCCUCUGCUGCAGAGCACGGUGAUCGUGGAGAAGACGGUGCAGGACCUGAUGAACCUGAUGCACGACCUGAGCGCGUACUCGGAUCAGUUCCUCAACAUGGUGUGCGUGAAGCUCCAGGAGUACAAGGACACCUGCACCCUGGCCUACAGGACCAUCGUGCAGUCGGAUGAGAAGCUGGUGAUCAGCGCGUCCUGGGCCAAGGACGACGACAUCAGCAGGCUCCUGAAAUCCCUGCCCAACUGGAGCAACAUGGCCCAGCCCAAGCAGCUGAGACCCAAGAGGGAGGAGGAGGAAGACUUUAUAAGGGCCGCUUUCGGCAAAGAAUCCGAAGUUCUCAUCGGCAACCUGGGCGACAAACUGAUCCCUCAGCAGGAGAUCCUGCGCGACGUCAGCGACCUCAAGGCCUUGGCCAACAUGCACGAGAGCCUGGAGUGGCUGGCAGGGCGCACCAAGGCGGCUUUCUCCAGCCUCUCCACCUCCCAGACCAUGUCUCCGGGCCAGGACAGCCAUUCCAGCAUGGAACAGCUCCCUGCAUCCGAACAGAUCCUGCAAACGCUGAGUGAGCUGGCCAGGUCUUUCCAGGAGAUGGCCGAUCGCUGCCUGCUGGUUCUGCACCUGGAAGUCAGGGUUCACUGCUUCCACUACCUGAUCCCUCUGGCCAAGCAGGGGAACUAUGCCAUCGUGGCCAACGUGGAGAGCAUGGACUACGACCCGCUGGUGGUGAGGCUCAACAAGGACAUCAGCGCCAUCGAGGAGGCCAUGAGCGCCAGCCUCCAGCAGCACAAGUUCCAGUACAUCUUUGAAGGGUUGGGCCACCUCAUCUCCUGCAUCCUCAUCAACGGCGCCCACUACUUCAAGCGCAUCAGCGAGUCCGGCAUCAAGAAGAUGUGUCGGAACAUCUUCAUUCUCCAGCAGAACCUGACCAACAUCACCAUGUCCCGGGAGGCCGACCUGGACUUUGCCAGGCAGUACUAUGAGAUGCUCUACAACACCGCAGACGAGCUGCUGAACCUGGUGGUGGAUCAGGGGGUGAAGUACACGGAGCUGGAGUACAUCUACGCCCUCAACCUGCUGCACCGCAGCCAGACGGGCGUGGGGGACCAGACCACGCAGAACAUGAGGCUGCAGAGGCUCAAGGAGAUCAUCUGUGAGCAGGCUGCCAUCAAACAGGCCACCAAGGACAAGAAGAUCACCACGGUGUGACCCACCCUGCCCCUCACACCCCUGGCAGAGCCGGGACUGGCAGGUGGCAGGUCCAGGCCUCUGUUUGUGUGCUGGUGGGGAGGGAAAUGCCACCUGGGAUUUGGGGUUGGGGUUGUUUUUUGGGGGGGUUCUGACGUGUAUUCAUCAUCAUGCUUCUUCAUGUGUUCUCCCACAGCAGGACCAGGAAUCCUGGUGGAGUUUGGGGUGGGAUAGUUGGCUUUGCUCUGCUCUGCUCUGCUUUGGGGUGUAAAAACAAGCUGCUGUCUCUGGUGGGGUGGGCAAAGAGAAGAUCUCACGCUGGGUCAGGUCAGGGAGUUCAGACCACGCUAAAUAAACAGCACCAUGACAGUCAAGCACAGCCCUGUCAGGAUCUUGAUGGUUUGGAGCCCUGUUUUGGGGCCUGCUCAGCUCUGCAGCGAGUUCUCCAUGAGAGUUUUCUCCACAUGAAAAGUGGAGAAGCUCCACAUGAAGUUUUCUGCUGUUCCCACUGCAGAGAGACCUCAUUGUUUACUCCUUCAGCCGAUACAUCCUUCAGCCAGUUCUCAGUGUGGGAGGGAACACGGGACCAUUUGUUUCCCACUUGUACUUUUUCAUUAUCCCAGAGCCAUCUGGCACCGGGCGAUGGAGAGAAUUGCCAACAUAAGAUAAUAACAAAGCUUAAUUCUCUUGUUCCCAGUGUAUCUUUGGAGCCUGCCCAGCUCCAAAGAUAUUUUGUCGUUGUCAUUUGAUGUUCUGGAAGGACACACGGGGUGAUGUGGCCCAGCACCGAUGAUCAGCAAGGGCAGGAGGGCAGAUCCAAGCUCUGUGGGCUGAGGGACACUCAGUCUUGACCAUAUUCCUCAAAAAUAAGAUCACACUCCACUUGUAUUUGGCAAAUAAAUUGUUGACCCAGCUGGGCUUCACUUGCUGAGAGAGGUUCUCCCUGAGCUGUGUAACUUGGGUGUCCUGAAACUGCAAAAUUAAAGGAUGUUUAAAGACUCUUCA
Messenger RNA from Neopelma chrysocephalum (saffron-crested tyrant-manakin), 3372 nucleotides. RefSeq names its product exocyst complex component 4 (gene EXOC4). Bases 1 to 2388 code for a protein of 795 amino acids. Lineage: Eukaryota; Metazoa; Chordata; Aves; Passeriformes; Pipridae. Gene Ontology annotation, cellular component: growth cone membrane; exocyst; synapse. The transcript has 17 exons. Gene Ontology annotation, biological process: exocytosis; Golgi to plasma membrane transport; chemical synaptic transmission. The record is from RefSeq and is a predicted model, not a curated record.